Zygotorulaspora mrakii is the source of this 2535-nucleotide messenger RNA. RefSeq lists its product as uncharacterized. Bases 1 to 2535 code for a protein of 844 amino acids. NCBI's taxonomy places the organism in Eukaryota, Fungi, Ascomycota, Saccharomycetes, Saccharomycetales, Saccharomycetaceae. Gene Ontology annotation, molecular function: protein binding. The transcript has a single exon. Gene Ontology annotation, cellular component: cell cortex of cell tip. The record is from RefSeq and is a predicted model, not a curated record.
AUGCAGGCGUUUCAAGAAGUCGUUAACUCCAGUGUAAACACAGAUAUGAAUCCAGAGACAGCUGAUCCAAUAUAUGCGGGGGGUUUUGAACAUUCGAUGAAUAGUCACGAAUCACAAAGAGGAAUGAAUUCAAGAGUAUACUCCAAUGAAUUUGUGAAAUGUCAGUAUACUCCGUUGCUUUAUGCAUCAAAUUACUUCUCCACACUUUCUUCUGUGCGAGAUGAGAAAACCAAAGAGCAAAUUAGAAUGGAAAAUGAAAAUCUAUUAAAACAGUACUACUCCUCGAAGAAACCUAUCAGUCAUGCUACCUACAGACAAGGAAGUAUUACAAGCUGUGUCGAUUCAAAUGUAUCCACCAUUGGAUCUGUAAGCGGCGCAUCAGCAGGUACAUCUUAUGGAAAAGCUGCGCAAACAUGGCUCAAUAAGCUCUUGGAUAACGGUAACGAUCUCGCAGACUCAUUUGAUUUUCAGCUUCCUAUCAAUGUGACGGGAGGCAGCGAUAAGGAAGAGGUUGAAAGACGGCAAAUGAUGGAGAGUGCCCCUGUAAAGUCUUACUAUAGCCAUUUUCAAAAAUUAUUGACAACUGAUAUCCGUGACGCAGAACUACUGAGGAGACACAAUAUGUGGAUGCCAACUGUGAGAAAGGAGUUUCGACCUCUUGUGUUGAAUCAAGAUCUUAAUACGGACUCGCUAUACGAUAGUAAGAUAUGUUCUCUUUUUUUAGAGGGAAGUAAAUAUAUUCCCAGAGAUUACGAUACCUACGGAGGAUGUACGAUAUUCCCCUCUUUUUUCUCUGAGUAUAAACUCCCAUCCUUUUGCUAUCACUGUGGCGUCGAGAUGAAUGGUCAAAUCUUUAUAAUCGGUGGCCUGGUGGCCUGUCAUAAAUAUAAUGAAGAAGCCCCAUCUUUAAACGAUUUUGAAGUUGACGGUGUCAAAAAUUUACCUCCUCCCCUGCUUCCAAAGAUCAUAAAUAAUCCUUCCAUGAUUAACAAUUCGAGACUUUACGUAAUCGCCACGGCAUCUUCCCGAAUAUCUAGACCGGUGAUUUCUGGUACCAUUCCUCCUCCUCUGUUAUGUACCAAGGGGUCAAAACUGACCGAGAGACACAUCUUUUAUUAUGGUGGGUUUGAAAUCAAAACUGAAACAACAUACGAUGGAACGGGAACAUUCAAGCUGAAAAAGAGGGCAUUUGUCAAUAACACCGCAUACAUCUUAGAUACGAUGACUUUUAAAUUCUCUAAAGUUGAGUUGACAGCACUUCCAUACAAAUUCGUUACCUACCCGACACUAGCUGCUAGAUUUGGCCACAUGCAAGUAUCUGUCAUGGCAAAAAAUUGGUGCUCUAGGCAUAAUCAAAAAAGUCUCGAUUGUUGCACCAACGAUAGUUCAACGUUGAAUAAUGAACGAUCAUCUGCGGAAACAAGCUCGAAUAUAGGAGGCUCGCCUCUGGCGGAAAAUACUUCAUCACAUUCAAAUAAUAAUCAUUCCCAGGGUGUUUAUACGAUCAUAAUAUUUGCUGGCUAUAGGCAAACAGGCGAUGAUAAAUACGAGGCCAUGAAUGACAUGUGGAAAAUCGAAGUUCCAAUUGUGGCUAGAGGUAAAAGAGGAUAUUACAAAUUUGGUGGCACUGCAACUGCUUCAAUCAUCAUGAAGUCAGCAGAUUCCGAUCCUUGGCCGAGUAGCAGAGCGUUUUUCGCUUAUGGCUUAGAGGAUUCUGAAAUAUUAAACAAAUCAAAUUUACAUGCAAGCCUAUUAAAAAACUUGGAGGACAAUUUUCGUAUAGAGGUGAUUUCACAACAGGGCCAACCAAAAUCUAAACCUAUCUUUCCCAACAUUCCUCACUCAAGAAGAGAUGUUUCAUCUGCAAGACGACCCUUUUCCGCCAAAGAUAAUUAUUCAAGUAGCGCGCUUUCGAGUAAACAAGCGUCUUUUCGUUCGGUAUCGACGUCAAGUUUUGCCAUGCAACCAGCAUUGACAAAGAGGUCUUCAAAUGCCGAGAAAGUUAUUGUCAUUCAUGGAGGAUCAAACAAGAAAAAGGUUUGUGGUGAUAUGUGGUGGUUCAAUGUAGAGACGGAGACAUGGUCUGAUGUGACGACAUUUGGAAAGAGUAAAGAAUCAGGUAUAGCUCCCAUCGAAGUCGAUCUGGUAGGUCAUUCCAUGGUAAAUGUUGGGCAUAUUUGCGUAUGUCUUGGUGGCUUGAGCCAGGCUGAUGUCAAUGAGCUUUAUGAAGAUGCGUCUUGCCAGCGAGAUGCAAGCCGAGAGAAGAGUAUUAGUAAUGACUUCCUCAAGAUCUUCGAUCUCACAACCCAAUGUCUUCAGGGGCAUGAUUUUCAUGGAAACAUGAGCGGAGUUCAAAAUCCCAGCAAUCCAUUUAGUACCAGCUUGGUGAUGUCCUUCGGUUGCACCGUUUUGCAUGUCAAUGGAUUGAUUAUACUCGUGGGAGGACUCGUUGCUGAAAGAUCGAAUAUAAAAAAUAUAUAUAUGAGAGGUGCGAUAUUAGAAUGCGUGCUUCCCUCUGCAAAUCUUGCUAGUUGA